Parnassius apollo (apollo) is the source of this 1122-nucleotide messenger RNA. The record is from the annotation of a GenBank genome assembly. NCBI's taxonomy places the organism in Eukaryota, Metazoa, Arthropoda, Insecta, Lepidoptera, Papilionidae.
AUGGAGUUACCAGAAAGCAACAAUAGGGUACGCCGAUUGGUUCAAUGUUGUCGUAGAAAAAUUAAAGAGCAAAUCCAUUCAAACAAAAACAAAAUAAAAUGGAACUGGCCAGAAUUACAUCUUUAUUGCGGGAUUUGCGACUUGAAGACCGGGCUUUACAUACGAUCUGUUAUCAGCGUGUUGGUAUGCACAACCAUCCUUGUCAUGAAUUGUUACAUGGUAUACUUUAUGUUAGAUCAUGGAAAGUUUCUGUUUGAACUUGAUGUGGCGGAAUACUUGGACGUGAAUUUCUCCGACGUCACUUUGGAGAAGAUAAAAAAAUUGCACACACUCGUAUUGAGUUACAUGUUCGUGUGGAUUAUAUUCAAGAUUUUGUAUAUAUUAGCAAUAUUUUUAACAUUUUACGCUGUUUACAAGAAAAAGCCAAUGAUACUAAAGUACGUGCUAUACAUUAACACAUUCAACUGGAUCUUGGACAUCUUCUUUUCGGCACUGGGAGCUGCUGUUGCUGAAAUCAUGUCAAAAGCUGUCUUUGUUAUUUGUGUUUUAUUCGAAGGCUACAACUUAAUAGCGAUUAGCAGCCAAUACAAGCAACUCAGGGGAAAAUCGAAAUUACUUUUGAAUGAAAGUAACUCUAACCAUAAUUUGGAAACGGCUUCCUCAACAUCUUCUGUUGCUACUACUAAUACUACACAGCCUCCCAUCCAAACUCAACCAUAUUGCCAGACCUGUUCAUGUCGCUUAAAUCCUGUUUUCACAAGAAAUUCGGAGACUGCAAACACCUCCAGCGUUGAAUCAGCAACAAGCUCAAAUCCGGAUGCACUCGUUAUUGUGAAUGAAUUUCAACAAAAAGGACUUAAUAUUAAAGAUAUUGAUAUUAUAUUUAACCAGGAUCAAUUAUUACCAAGAGAAAGCACCGUUUUUGAAAAUGUACAGUGUGCGAACACAUCUGUAGUUGUUGAUUUUCAAAGACUUUCAAGACCAACAAACCUGGAACUGCCACCACCAUAUAAGGAGAAAAAGGUGGACUUAACAGAUGAUCCAGUAAUUUACGACGAAGAUCAGUUGCAAAUAAGUGGAAGUCCAGUCGUAGAAAAUAGACGGGAAAAUGAAUCGACGUAA